UAAAAUGGCUGACUUAGUUAGUGAUAACAUCAAUUUCAUCGACGAAUAAAAAUCAACUGUAAACCAAGUGAAAAUAUCAGGAAUAUUGAAAAGGAGUAUAAAAAAGGAGAGAGGAUGUCUUUGUCAAAAGUUGAGAUAGAAAAAGAAAUAUAAAAUAUAAUCACCUGAGGAAUCAUCAAAUGAAGGUGAUGGAUGGGAAGAGGAAGACAUUUAUGAUAGGAAAUCAGCUAAAAACAGCGAACGGAAAGAAUUUGUGGAUUUAGUUUAGUACGCAUCUAAACUUGAAUUCAUGAUAAAUGUAGCCAGACAAUAACUCAGAGAAUUGGAAGAAACUAUGCAACCAAAUCAUGCAUAAAUUUGAUUUGGACUUUUUAAGUUAAUUUAAAUUAAAC
Messenger RNA from Paramecium octaurelia, 392 nucleotides. NCBI's taxonomy places the organism in Eukaryota, Ciliophora, Oligohymenophorea, Peniculida, Parameciidae. The record is from the annotation of a GenBank genome assembly.